Pollicipes pollicipes is the source of this 694-nucleotide messenger RNA. Its product is annotated as WD repeat-containing protein 46. Gene Ontology annotation, biological process: maturation of SSU-rRNA from tricistronic rRNA transcript (SSU-rRNA, 5.8S rRNA, LSU-rRNA). The record is from RefSeq and is a predicted model, not a curated record. The transcript has 7 exons. Lineage: Eukaryota; Metazoa; Arthropoda; Thecostraca; Pollicipedomorpha; Pollicipedidae. Bases 1 to 651 code for a protein of 216 amino acids. Gene Ontology annotation, cellular component: nucleolus; small-subunit processome; 90S preribosome.
AUGAUUGGCGGUGACACGUUCGGCCACCUGCAGUGGAGCCAGAAGCACCUGCUGGCCGCCGCCGUCGGCAACACGGUCGAGGUGUACCGGGACUGCGUGUCCACGCCGCCGGACCGACCCUACCUGCGACACCGCAUGUCGGGCAGCGUCAGUGGCUUGCAGUUCUGCCCGUACGAGGACGUGCUGGGCGUCGGACACCGCGACGGCUUCACCAGCAUACUGGUGCCCGGCGCCGGCCAGGCCAACUUCGAUGCGUACGAGAGCAAUCCGUACCAAACGAAGAAGCAGCGUCGCGAGGCCGAGGUCAAGCAGCUGCUGGAGAAGGUCCAGCCGGAGUUGAUCACGCUGGAGCCGGCAGAGCUGGGCCAGGUGGACACGGCCACUCUCCAGGAGAAGGUGGCCGCCAAACAGAAGCUGCUGUACGUGAAGGCGCCCAAGAUCGACUUCCAGCCGCGAAACAAGACCAAGGGGCGCAGCAAGGCCGGCAAGAUGGCCGCCCGCAAGAAGGGCGUCAUCGGUCUGGAGCAGAGGAAAUACCUCAAGGAAGCGAAGAAAGCGUCUCAAAAGCUGGUGAACGCGGAGAAGAAGCCGGCAAAGUCUGCUGCGGUCCAGCGGGCGGUGCUGGACAGGUUCAAGAGGAAGCCCAUGUAAAGCGGUGCUCGUCCAGUCGAAAAAUAUAUCUCUGGAAUGAACG